GUUGUCAUGCGCAGACGUGUUGCCUGGUUUUGACCUACACAGUCGCAGAAGAAAAUGGCAGCAUUAGGACUGGGGCUGCAGGUUCGUCAGUUCAGCACGUCGGUUCUCCGACAAGCUUUGAUCAGGCCCCCCAUCGACGUGUAUGGAGUUGGAGGCCGCUAUGCUACAGCCCUGUUCUCUGCUGCCAGCAAGCAGAAGAAGCUGGAACAAGUAGAGAAGGAGAUGGUCACAUUGUCUGCUCUGGUCAAGGACCCGAAGCUGUCUAGUAUUGUGAUGAACCCCCACGUCAAACGCAGCCUCAAGCUGAAGUUCUUUGGUGAUGCCAUGACCAAGGCGAAUCUCUCUCCCAUCACGGUUAACCUCAUCACUGUGUUGGCAGAUAAUGGCCGCUUGACCCUGACUACUGAUGUCAUUAGCGCCUUUGCCAAAAUGAUGAGUGCUCACCGAGGAGAGGUCAUCUGCACGGUCACCACCGCACAACCCCUGGAUGAGGUCAGCCUGGCAGAUCUGAAGGUGGCUCUGAAAGGCUUCCUGGCCAAGGGAGAGACUCUCAUUCUGGAGACCAAGUCUGACGCCUCCAUCCUGGGCGGCAUGAUUGUCAGUAUCGGAGACAAGUAUGUGGACAUGUCCACCAAGACGAAGAUUCAGAAGCUGACCAAGAUCAUCCGAGAUAGUUAAGUCUAAGUCCUGUCCAGAGAGCCUUGUGUGUUUCUCUGCCUUCUGCCGCCUAUGCAGCGCUGUGUCCGCUGAAAACCUGUCUAGUUGUCUUCAUAAUAAAAUAUUCCCUAACAUAGA
This is a messenger RNA of Esox lucius (northern pike), 795 nucleotides long. RefSeq names its product ATP synthase peripheral stalk subunit OSCP (gene atp5po). The transcript is spliced from 7 exons. Gene Ontology annotation, biological process: proton motive force-driven mitochondrial ATP synthesis. Bases 55 to 678 code for a protein of 207 amino acids. Lineage: Eukaryota; Metazoa; Chordata; Actinopteri; Esociformes; Esocidae. The record is from RefSeq and is a predicted model, not a curated record. Gene Ontology annotation, molecular function: proton-transporting ATP synthase activity, rotational mechanism.